AUGUCGGAGGAAUAUAUUGCAGCUUCUACCUUGGCCAGAAACUUGGAAUUUUCCAAGGGGAAUGAGUUCCAUACUAUUUUGACGACAUUAAGAUCGCCCGUUUAUGUUAAUGAACAGCUAUUGAAAUCUGAAUUGGGUUUCCUUGUUACAAAAAUUCUGAAAUUACUCAGGUCAAGCAAUGAUUUUGACCUUUGGAAGGGAUGUCAUACUUCUGUUGUAGUUUGCGCCUAUAAUCCAUUGAUUUUAUCUACCCAUGGUGGACAAUUACUUGCUGCUGUUUAUUCAAGGCUAGAACAAAAGACAAAUUUUUACUCUUCCGUUAUUUCUUCUUCACAUGGAAAGCAGUUAUUCAAUACUCUGAUUUCCUCUAUGGCAAUUAUCAUUGAUCUAAUGAAGAAUAAACCUACAUUGUCAAGAGAGGCGUUGGUUCCUAAACUAAGAGCUAUAAUUCCAACAUUAAUUACUCUGUCUCAAUACGAGCCCGAACUCGUUUUACCAGUGUUACAAAAAUUAUUAAAGAGAAAUACCACUACAUUUAAGCCAUUUGUCAAUAAAUUUCGUACUGUUCUAACUAAUUUAAUCAUAUCAGAUUAUGCCUCUUUAGGCUCUAAAACGCAGAAACUCGUUUGUGAUAAUUUUGCUUAUUUGCAUUUGCUAAAGAUUCAAGUUAGCAAUACAAACGAUGACGAAACCCAGGCGCAUCACAAAGUUUAUGCUGAUUCUAAUUGGAGAACAGGGCUAUUAUCUAUCUUAUCACAAUUCAAACCGGUUGUUUUGUUAUGUGGAGAGAUUUUGGAUUUUGAACAAGAUAAUGAGCUGUACAAAUUAAUCAAAUCUUUACCAGAUAAAGAUGAAUCCAACGAUAAAGCUGAUUUUUUGCCCGCAUUGAAACUUGACUUCAAUGCACCUUUAACUUUGUGGGAAAUUCCACAACGUUUGUCAUUAUUUGUGGACAUGCUUGUUGCAUUCAUCUCUUUGCCUACUCCAUUUCCCAUUCGAGUUCCAUUGGGUGGUAUCAACUCUCUUUCUGAAGUUUUGUUAGGAAUUAACAACAAAUAUUUACCUUUAAAGAAAGAACUACGUCGCGAUAAUGAAUUAAAUGGUGUCAUCAAUAGUAUCUUACCUCAAAUACAAUUCCAGGGUAUCAGGUUGUGGGAAACUAUGGUUUCUAAAUAUGGAAAGUGUGGCUUAUCAUUUUUCGAAGGUAUUCUUUCUUCUGUUGAACUUUUCAUUCCCUUAAAAAGAAAGAACAAUAAAGAGAUUGACUUUAGUGUUGUGGGGUCCUUGAAAUUCGAGUUUUUCACUAUUUUCAGACUAAUAAAUAUGAUGAUGUCACACUUAGGUCACCAACUAAACACAAUUAGCGUCAUAUCUCAAUUAAUCGAUGUCGCAUUGUUUUUAUCUCGCGAUAAAACAAUGAUUGAUUCUCUGUUUAAGAAUCGUAAAGGAAAUAUGAAGCAACAGGCUAAAACGAAACAAUCGAAGAAAAGUAAAAGUACCGAAGGUGCAUUUUCUGACAUUUAUACGCAUCCAGAAUUAUUCAUAUGCAGGAAUUCCAUGAAUUGGUUGAAUGAGAUUAAUGAAUUUUUUACUACGGUGUUAAAUAAUUGGAUUUUACCUUCCACUCCACAUAUUCAAAUUUUGAAAUAUAGUAUCACACAAUCUUUAAGAUUGAAGGAAAAACUUGGUUAUAUUCCAGAAAGCUUUGUUGAUCUUUUACGUUCUGAAGUUCUUCACCCAGGUAAUGAACGGGUUUCAAUUUUACCGAUUGCAAUAUCACUGUUAAAGAAUACAAACGAUGAUAUGUUUGAGUUACUGUGUCAUCCAAAAGUUCCGGUUGGUAUGAUGUACCAAUUGCACAAACCUUUGGAUCUAGGCGAAGAGGAAAAGGUGGAAGAAAGGAACAAUGAGAGAGAGAGAGAGACUAACGGAUCAUAUUCUCAUGCAAGUACCGAUUUAAAAACUUUCAAAGCGUUAGAAAAUUUGGAAAACGUAGCAAUUCCUGAACCCGAACGCACAGUUCCGGAGCUAAUGGACAACACCGCCGUCUUUAAGAAGAGAACAGUAGAAGACAUUAUUGAAAAAGAAACUGCAUCUCUGAACAAGAAAGUAAAAGUUGUAGAGGAAACAACCGUUGAAAAUGGCAAAGAAUUGACCGUGGAAGAAACUAUAGGUCAAACUAAAUUGGAUGCUAAGCUAGUGGAGGACAGUGACGAUGAAGAACAAGAGUUCGAAAUUCCUGCUAUUGAAUUGAGUGAUGAAGAUGAGGAUGAUGAGAAAGAGGAAUAA
Saccharomyces mikatae IFO 1815 is the source of this 2289-nucleotide messenger RNA. RefSeq names its product Rix1p (gene RIX1). The record is from RefSeq and is a predicted model, not a curated record. Gene Ontology annotation, biological process: rRNA processing. Bases 1 to 2289 code for a protein of 762 amino acids. Lineage: Eukaryota; Fungi; Ascomycota; Saccharomycetes; Saccharomycetales; Saccharomycetaceae. The transcript has a single exon. Gene Ontology annotation, cellular component: nucleus.